CAGUGGGCGGCAGCAGCGGAUCAGGGGCCGCAGGAAGAGGAAACUUCUUCGGGGUGAAGUGGGAGCUGGUGUCCAUCUUAUUUACACCCGUGAGAUUGCUAAAUUGACGGAUUUUUCAGGAGUCUAAAAGUUGAAAACCGGGUCGUCAGAGAUGAGCAGUUCAGAGGAAGUGUCAUGGAUCUCCUGGUUCUGUGGACUGAGGGGGAAUGAGUUUUUCUGUGAGGUGGAUGAAGACUACAUCCAGGACAAGUUCAACCUGACGGGGCUCAAUGAGCAGGUUCCUCACUACCGCCAGGCCCUGGACAUGAUCCUGGACCUGGAACCAGAUGAGGAGCUGGAGGACAAUCCCAACCAGAGUGAUCUGAUCGAGCAGGCGGCUGAGAUGCUGUACGGCCUCAUCCACGCACGCUACAUCCUCACCAACCGAGGCAUCGCACAGAUGCUGGAGAAGUAUCAGCAGGGAGAUUUUGGCUACUGCCCCCGAGUCUAUUGUGAGAAUCAGCCGAUGCUUCCUAUUGGUCUGUCAGACAUCCCAGGAGAGGCCAUGGUGAAGCUGUACUGCCCCAAAUGUAUGGACGUCUACACACCCAAGUCCUCCAGGCACCACCACACAGAUGGAGCCUACUUUGGCACUGGUUUCCCCCACAUGCUCUUCAUGGUUCACCCGGAGUACCGGCCCAAGAGGCCCGCCAACCAGUUUGUCCCGAGGCUGUACGGCUUCAAGAUCCACCCCAUGGCCUACCAGCUGCAGCUGCAAGCCGCCUCCAGCUUCAAGAGCCCCGUCAAGGCCAUCCGCUAGAAGAAGAGGAGGAUGAAGAUGCCUGGAGAGAGAGAGAGAAGGCAGGAAAGAAUUACUGGACGGAGAGGGGUCACCUGAUUCUACAAAGCUCUCCAGAUGCCCCCUCCCCUCCCUGAAGACUGUAUUAUUUUGGUUUAGAUUAGGGCAAAUGAAAAAGAUUUUUGAGUGUGAGCGAGACGUUAAAAAAACAAACGCAGAUAAACACGCAUUUGGUUUUCCAUCUUACCAAACUCGUCCGUGCCAAAAACAGAGGAGGAAGCUGAACGUCACGAGCACACCGAUGAGAGAAUUAUGCUGUUGGUGGGUGACGCUACGGUUUGGUUUGUGUUUUUUGUUCCCGUUCGGAGGCGACGGAUGGAAAGCUGAAGGCUCUGGGUUUGUUCUGUAUUUGGCACAGUUUGGUAACCGCUGGUGGUAAACCCUCCCUGCAUGUCCACUCAGGCUGACACCCACACAGACAGCCGCUGUUUUUCCCUGCAUCACGUUAAAAUGUGGUUCAUCGCACAAAGCGUUUAGCUAAAUUUGCCUUAAGCUACAGAGAAACACCCCGGUUGUUCUGCUGUCCCCACGUUUCCUUCUGCUUCUACGCUAGAAAUAGAUCAAACUUAAUUUUUCUAACGAGUCCGUGUCGUUUCUCCAGCUGUCUGUGCGAGUGUCAGACUAAUUCCUACGCGAGAAUAAAUCCCACGCUACGUUUUUCCCCCCCAGAGGUUUCCCCUCCUGCAGCAGCAGCAGGUUUGUACCGUCGAACACCUUCCCUCUUAGCUUAAUCUCCGCUACGGGAGCAGUUCGACAUUCGGGGAAAUGUGAGAAGUGAGAUGAGAAAAUCGAUCCCGCCGAUGUCCGUACGGUGAAUAUAACGCUACAGCCGUUAGCUCGGACUGGAAACGGUUAGCCUGCUUCUGUCGUGCAGUCAGAAAAGCUUCAAGCAGCACCUCUAAAACAGAAAUGUGUGCUUAGAUAGACGGCUGUUGUGACGUAUGAGCUCACUAACUGUCUUAUUACACGAAAACUGAUUUAUAAAAACAACAAUUUGCAGUUUUUAAGAGUGUUAUGAGCCAUUCAAGCCAAUGUUGCACCGUAUUCUGUGACCACAAGGGGCGCUGUUGUAUAGAUGUUGCUUCAAAAACAGAUGGUGUACGUUUUAGGUGACAGACUUUCAUUCUGUUUAGUUCAGCUGUGCCCCUAAACGCCCUCAAAGACGUCUGUUUAACGGAAGGAAGAGCUCUCGUUGGGUUUGUUUUCUUUGUCCUGUGGUCACAUUUUAUAAUAGCAGCAGAAUAUGGCACAACACUCGUCUCACAACACCUGAAACGUGUUUUAGUUGGAUGUAUUCUACAAAUAAGAGGUGCUGGUCGGAUCUGACGCUCGUUUAUUAACAUGUAGCCUAAAAAUGCACAUUUUUCUUCAACUUAAUGGCACAUAGCGCAGAGGGUAAGAUGAGAAAAUCGAUCCAGCUAAUCGAUCCAGCUAAUGUCUUUACGGUGAAUAUAACGCUACAGCCGUUAGCUUGGACUGGAAACGGUCAGAAAAGCUUCCAAGUAGCACCUCUGAAACAGGAAUGUGUGCUUAUAUAGACGGCUGUUUGGGGGGUACAACGAAAUGCUAACUUGUUGUACGAAAACUGAUUCAUAAAAACAACAAUUUGCAGUUUUUAAGAGUAUUAUGAGCCACUGGAACCAAUGUUGCACCGUAUCCUGUGACCACAGAGGGCGCUGUUGCACAGAUGUUACUUCAAAAAAACAUGUUUGCUGAUAUGUAAUUAGAUGGUGUAUGUUUUAGGUGACAGACUUUAAUUCUGUUUAGUUCAAUUGUGCCCCUAAACAGCCUCAAAGACGUCUGUUUAACGGAAGGAAGAGCUCUCGUUGGGUUUGUUUUCUUUGUCCUGUGGUCACAUUUUAUAAUAGCAGCAGAAUAUGGCGCAACACUCGUCUCACAACACCUGAAACGGUCGUUUUAAUCGGACAUAUUCUACAAAUAAGAGUUGCUGGUUGGAUCUGAAGCUCAUUUAUUAACAUUUUUCUUCACUUUAACAGCACAUAACGCUGUUAAAAAUAGCCAAAUUGACAUUUUUAAAGACGCUAGACGGAUCCAGGCUGUCUGUUUUCAGUCUUGUAGCUUCUUAUUAGUUUUCUCAUCUGGAUCUGAAGUGAAUAUUUCCCCCAAAAUGUCCCGACUGCUGCCGUAAAGAUGGAGGAGACUCAGAGAAUCUAGACAAUCUGAAUCCUUGGGCUCACUCCACAUCUGCACUGAUCCUGCUGGUGUCUUUAUUUAUGUUCAGGUUCACAGACAGACAGACAAACCACCAGCCGCUUGUUUUUCUUUCUCCCUCUCCUCUUUUAGUGUGACUGCAGUAGACUCUUCUUUUUCUCUUUUUUGGGGGGGGAUUUCAUGACACCAGAGAAGCGGUAUUUAUGCGUCCAGAUUUUAACUCAUGUUGUCGUCGUCUUUCUGCUACUGUGGAAGGGUGAGCAGGAUUCAGAAUUCUCAAUAAACUUCUAUUUUCUUUUCAUA
Messenger RNA from Acanthochromis polyacanthus (spiny chromis), 3313 nucleotides. It is a transcript of the gene csnk2b, whose product is annotated as casein kinase 2, beta polypeptide. Gene Ontology annotation, cellular component: cytoplasm; protein kinase CK2 complex. The coding region runs from base 152 to 799 and encodes 215 amino acids. NCBI's taxonomy places the organism in Eukaryota, Metazoa, Chordata, Actinopteri, Pomacentridae. The transcript has 7 exons. Gene Ontology annotation, molecular function: protein kinase regulator activity. The record is from RefSeq and is a predicted model, not a curated record.